Molecule: messenger RNA, 1350 nt
Organism: Uloborus diversus
Lineage: Eukaryota; Metazoa; Arthropoda; Arachnida; Araneae; Uloboridae
Gene: Las
Product: lipoyl synthase, mitochondrial-like
Exons: 11
Coding region: 22-1167 (381 amino acids)
Biological process (GO): lipoate biosynthetic process
Cellular component (GO): mitochondrion
Molecular function (GO): 4 iron, 4 sulfur cluster binding; lipoate synthase activity
Source: RefSeq, a predicted model, not a curated record
CUAGAUGGCGUCAAAGUAGUAAUGGCAGCCUUCUAUACUCGUUGUGGUUUGUUUACGCAUCCGAAAUGUGUGCAAUGUUCUUCAGCUACAACAUUCAAAACGGCAAUUGUGGGGUUGCAAAGUUGUCACUCUCAGAGGUGGAGCAGCUCCAAAAAAUUAGAAGAGGGACCUGAUCUGGAAGCAUUCAUUGCAGGCGUGAUACCACGAGGUGCAACUCACAAGGAUUAUGAAGGGCAGUUACAACUGGACACAUCAGAUCGGAGAAAUCGCCUAAGGCUUCCUCCCUGGUUGAAGAGUAAUAUUCCAAUGGGCAAGAACUAUCACCAUCUAAAAGAUACUCUCAGAAACCUCAACCUGCACACAGUUUGUGAGGAGGCAAGAUGUCCAAACAUCGGAGAGUGUUGGGGAGGGAGUGGGACAGCGACUGCUACAAUCAUGUUGCUGGGGGACACAUGCACCAGGGGUUGUCGCUUCUGCUCUGUGAAGACAUCCCGAGCACCUCCUCCACCUGAUCCCGAAGAGCCACGCAACACGGCUGCUGCCAUAGCAGAGUGGAAUUUGGAUUAUGUGGUCCUUACUUCAGUUGACAGAGAUGAUAUUCCUGAUGGUGGUUCUAGUCACAUUGCUGAAACUGUUAAGGAACUGAAGAAAAGGAAAGAAGACAUCUUGGUGGAGUGUCUGACGCCCGAUUUCGGAGGAGACUUGGAAGCUGUGGAGAGGGUCACCCUUAGUGGUCUAGAUGUCUAUGCUCAUAACAUUGAGACAGUGGAGCAUCUUCAGAGCCAGGUCCGAGACAGGAGGGCUAACUAUAGCCAAUCUCUAGAGGUGUUGAGGCAUCCUAAAAGGGUCAGAAAUGACAUUGUGACCAAGACAUCCAUCAUGUUGGGAUUUGGGGAGACGGAUGAUAUGAUUAAGGCCACCAUGGAAGAUUUACGGCUAGCCAAUGUGGACUGUUUGACGCUUGGGCAGUACAUGCAGCCAACCAAGAGACACAUGAAGGUAUUUGAAUAUGUGAGGCCGGAGAAGUUCAAAUUCUGGGAAGAGUAUGGAAACUCGUUAGGCUUCUCUUACACAGCGAGUGGACCUCUGGUCAGAUCAUCCUACAAAGCAGGUGAAUUUUUCUUGAAAAACUUGGUGCAUCAGAGAACUAGCUUAAAAGUCAAGUGAACCAUGGACACAAAAUGUAAAGAUAUGCAGAAUUUAUGAAGAUACAAAUAAGAUAUAUUUUAUAGAUAAUAUUAUAGAGUAAUAUAAAAUGCUUUAUAAAUAUGAUUUAUUUUUUUCUCUUCAAUGCCACUGUUGAAACUUUUCCUUAUUUGAACGACCAAGUCUCAUUCAUUUCAAACUGUC